This is a messenger RNA of Gadus macrocephalus (Pacific cod), 1755 nucleotides long. Its product is annotated as proline-rich protein 15-like protein A. Bases 284 to 730 code for a protein of 148 amino acids. The record is from RefSeq and is a predicted model, not a curated record. The transcript has a single exon. NCBI's taxonomy places the organism in Eukaryota, Metazoa, Chordata, Actinopteri, Gadiformes, Gadidae.
AUUGGUCAUGGAUCCCGUGCAUGCACACAGAAACAUUAUCAAUUGCUUCCUUUGUUUGCUAACAGACCGAUAAGCAAAUUCCUCUUAUCUCUUUAGGUCUCCAUUAUCCAUCCCCAUAUCUCUUCUUCCUCUCUAGUGCCAUCCCUCCAUCUACCACUCCCUCCUCUACAAACCUGUUUAUUCUAUUCCUCCCUUCAUCCACCUAUCUCUAACUCUUCCUCCUUCCCUCCCUCCCUCCCCCCCUGCCUGUGCACACCUCCAGACCGGGCCUGGCUAGACCUGUAUGCCCUUCCUCUCUCUGCUGCUUCAGUGUCUCCCCCCGUCUCUCGCUGUCUCUCCCUGCAUCAUGGCGGACCCAGCCGCGGGCUGGUGGAAGCUCACCUUCCUCCGGAAGAGGAGGUCCCAGCCUAAGGUUCUGUACGAGAUCCCGGGGGAAUACGCCUCCAACUCCAACAGCCCAACCUACACUUCCCCUUCCACCGCCUCCACCGCCAGUCAGCCGGCCACAGCAGCAGCAGACGGGGCCCAGGACUCUGAGCUGAACGCCAGGCUAGAGAGGAUCGUAGACAAGACCACCACGGCCACCAGGGGGCGCCACGUCAAGGUGUCGCACUCUGGGAGGUUCAAGGAGAAGAGGAGGCCGAGGGCCUCGUUGGGCAGGGACACAGAGGGGUCCGGGGGGGAGGAAGGCGGAGGGACUCGAACCCACAAGCAGGACCAGACAGACUGAAUCUUUUAUUGGAUGGUUUGUUAUUCAACCAUUGAGGAAUUGUUAUUGAUUAUGUCGUUGAAUUGUUCUGGCUGCAGGAAUUGUAAACAGUUGAUAUUGGAUGAUGGUAUAGGGGAAGUAGUCGCACUAAAGACUCAGCGGCGGAGCGUUGACUGUAUUUCGCUUAAUGUGUGUAUCGACCAAUCAUGUUGCUGGAGGCAGUGCUCUGUAAGCACGUAAUGGGCGAACACAAAAAAGGCAAGGUCCACUUUAUUUUAGCGUCUGUAAAGAUUUCAAAUCAAUAACAUUGAAUCACCAAAAUCCCCUUCUGACAGCUUUAUUCAGUCACACAAAUUACAUUAAUUCAGUAAAAUAUCGCAAUGAAACAGGAAACAAGUCGUGACUCCGCCCCUAAAGUUUCUGCUAUCCGGCCCAGCAGAUCUGCUGGAUACGAGAUUGUGUGGAGGGAUUGCGACGAAUGGAUUAAUGAAUGAACUUGAUUGGUAAUGCAAUGUUCAAUACGUGAGGAUGGAUAUAUAUUGCAAGAAGUUUCAAGUAGACUAUGAAAGGGAGGCAAACGUAUGAAAAAAAACAUGUUUUUUGUAUACAUUUUUGUAUUAUAAUAAACUGUUAGGUCGUUUAUUUGUGAGAAUCCGCACUGCUUUUGCUGGGGUUUUGCUGAUGAAUCUGAUCAAUUCACAACCACAGAGCCAUGAUGUUUGGCGCUUUGAUAAUGAAAAAUUGCCUUUGUAACAUCUGAAUCAACAGUGUUGGUGUGUUUUUUCUUCAUUUACAUAUCUUUCAUUAUGCAUAUAUAGCCCGUUAUGGCAUUUGUUAAUGAGACGAAGAACCCCAUGGCUGCAUUAUGUCGCCCUCACGUGGAGGCAGAGUGUAAGUAGUGAGAUGUAGUUUGUUUGCGGUGACAAUAUUAACUUGCACACGCUGGUGACAGAACGUUUUGAGCAAGGGAAUUACGUUUUUUAUGUUGUUAGAAUAAUAUCUAUGUUAAGUGUAUGAAUGGCUGGGGAUAGGAGUUGUGCUCAGAA